CAAGAAAAUCAAAAUUCCACCACCACCACCACUCAUCUAAAUUUCAAAAUACAGACAUUCAAACAAUCUAUCUUGUUUCUCCCAACGAAGACGAUGAUGAACACACUCAGGGUUCAUCUUCAAUUCAAUCACGCAAAUCUCAUAAAAUCCGCCAUUAACACAACCUCCAAAUCCAAGCUCACCUCCCCCUUUUCAGCGUCAUCCAACAACGUUGUCAAAUCAAAACCCACAACCCAUCAUGUAGAAAGAUCCCUCGAGCUAAAACCCACACCCCCACUUCCCAAGAUCAGACUUUUAGGCGGAGAAUCGCCGCCGCUUACUACAACCUCAAAAACAAGAAUGGUGAUUCUGGGAGCAGCGUCUUUAGGGGUGGCGCUCUUCGUAAUGGGUUUCGACGACCACCAAAAGGCGUUGGCUUUUCUACCAGAAGGUCCGUUAAUGGAGGAUUUCUGGGAUAAUAUGAGGAGGUACGCGCUGUACGCGCUGACAGUGAGCACCGGGGCGAUAUGGGUUCUUGUGGAGCCGAUAGUUGAGUUGUUGAAGAACCCCAUCUCUGCUGUUCUUAUUAUUGUUAUUCUUGGCGGCGGGUUUUUCCUCGUUACCCAAGUUGUCACUGCUAUGAUUGGCUUGUCUGAUUUCUCUUAUGAUUAUAACUAUUAAUUAGACAGAUGAUUAUCUUCUUGUCUUUUUUUUUUUUUCAUUUUGCUUGUAGCAAAGUUAUAUGCAUAUUGAUAAUAUAUAUCUGAGAUUCUGAAUAACACUUGAAAAAGAAGUUUUAUUGGCA
Messenger RNA from Erythranthe guttata (spotted monkey flower), 784 nucleotides. RefSeq lists its product as uncharacterized. The record is from RefSeq and is a predicted model, not a curated record. Lineage: Eukaryota; Viridiplantae; Streptophyta; Magnoliopsida; Lamiales; Phrymaceae.